AUACAGCCAGAGUGGAGAACACGCUGAUCUGACUCUCACCAACAGACACUCCGUGGAGUCCUCGUGGCUGAGGCCGGCCUGAGCAUCAGACCUCUCAGCGGACAGUGAGGGGAACAUCAGACCGGCGACAGAGGGACAAGAGUCCGCAAUACGGGAAGCUGUGUGAGGCAGAAAGAACAAGGAACCAGAGAUGUCAGGGGUCAAGAAGAGAAACUCUAAUUCGUCGGUUGACAGAGAAGAAGAGAGGCAGGUCACCGAGAGGAUGCUGUCCCCGGGCAGUGACAGCGGUGGCUACGGUCAGGAUGGAGAAAGCGACUUCAAGAGCCCCAAGAACGGCGCUGUGGGAGACGGAGCGGAGGAAGGGGUAGUCCUGAAGAGAACCAUCACUCUGGUGAACGGCGUGGCCAUCAUCGUGGGCACCAUCAUCGGCUCCGGCAUCUUCGUCACACCGACCGGCGUAGUGAGGGAGGCUGGCUCUGUGGGUCUGUCCCUCAUAGUGUGGACGGUGUGCGGGAUCUUCUCCACAGUGGGCGCUCUCUGCUACGCGGAGCUGGGGACCACCAUCACUAAGUCCGGCGGGGACUAUGCCUACAUCUUGGAAGUGUACGGCUCCCUGCUGGCAUUCCUGAAACUCUGGAUCGAGUUGCUUAUCAUCCGGCCGUCCUCCCAGUACAUCGUCGCCUACGUUUUCGCCACCUACCUCCUGAAACCCCUGUUCCCCGUGUGCCCGGUGCCGGAGAACGGGGCCAAACUAGUGGCUUGCCUCUGCAUCCUGUUGUUAACCUUUGUGAACUGCUACAGUGUGAAGGCGGCCACCAGGGUGCAGGACUUCUUCGCUGCAGCCAAGCUUCUCGCUCUCGCGCUCAUCAUAAUCAUCGGUUUUGUCAAGAUUGGGCAAGGUGGUACAGAUGGACUUCUUCCAGAAAACUCCUUCAAGGGGUCCAAAUACGAGUUCGGCAGCAUCGGCCUGGCGCUCUACAGCGGUCUGUUUGCCUACGGCGGCUGGAACUAUUUGAAUUUCGUUACAGAGGAGAUGAUUGAACCUUACAAAAACCUUCCUCGAGCCAUCAUCAUCUCCCUGCCCAUAGUGACAGUAGUGUACGUUCUCACCAACUUGGCUUACUUCACCACGCUCUCGCCCGAUCAGAUGCUCAACUCAGAGGCUGUGGCUGUGGAUUUUGGUAACUGCUACCUGGGUCCCAUGGCAUGGAUCAUCCCGGUGUUUGUCGGCCUGUCCUGCUUCGGAUCAGUCAACGGCUCACUGUUCACAUCAUCCAGGUUAUUCUUUGUGGGUUCUCGGGAGGGUCACCUGCCCAGUCUGCUGUCAAUGAUCCACCCCACUCUACUGACCCCACUCCCCUCACUUAUAUUCACUUGUUUGAUGACGCUGCUCUACGCCUUCUCCAAUGACAUCUUCUCCGUGAUAAACUUCUUCAGCUUCUUCAACUGGCUCUGCAUUGCCAUGGCAAUCGUAGGAAUGAUGUGGCUCCGCUAUAAGAAACCCGAGAUGGAGCGGCCAAUCAAGGUGAACAUCCUGCUACCAGUGAGCUUCGUGCUAGCCUGCCUCUUCCUAAUCAUCGUCUCCUUCUGGAAGACUCCAAAAGAAUGUGCCAUUGGCUUCGGGAUCAUCGCCACCGGACUGCCGGUCUACUUUAUCGGUGUGUGGUGGCAGAACAAACCCAAGUGGCUGCUCAGUGGAAUCCACUCGAGCACAGUCCUGUGUCAGAAGGUGAUGGAGGUUGUGCCUCAGGAGUCCUAAAAGGAGUCGCCAUUACUCCAGCCAGCGGCCGAUCAGAUUGCAAUAACAGUGACCUCUGGGCUAAGAUAUCAUUGACCCUUUUCACUCUCUGUUUCUCUAUGACACACACGCACACACACACACAUCAUAUGAAGACGUCUGAAGCUGUUGAGUCAUCAACUGUUUCUUUUGUUUAUGUUACUGAUAAUGUGGGAUUAUUUGACUGUUUUAGUGUUUCUUAUGCAUUGUUGUUGUUUUGUUUUUUGUUUUUUAACAAGAACUGUUUUUUUUUUUUAGAAGAAGAAGAAGAAAGAGCUUUUAUUUGUCACAUACAUUUACAUGCAGUG
Messenger RNA from Archocentrus centrarchus (flier cichlid), 2085 nucleotides. It is a transcript of the gene slc7a5, whose product is annotated as solute carrier family 7 member 5. Gene Ontology annotation, cellular component: membrane. The transcript is spliced from 10 exons. Gene Ontology annotation, biological process: neutral amino acid transport; amino acid transmembrane transport. Gene Ontology annotation, molecular function: L-amino acid transmembrane transporter activity; neutral L-amino acid transmembrane transporter activity. The record is from RefSeq and is a predicted model, not a curated record. Bases 191 to 1759 code for a protein of 522 amino acids. Lineage: Eukaryota; Metazoa; Chordata; Actinopteri; Cichliformes; Cichlidae.